Lachancea fermentati is the source of this 3033-nucleotide messenger RNA. NCBI's taxonomy places the organism in Eukaryota, Fungi, Ascomycota, Saccharomycetes, Saccharomycetales, Saccharomycetaceae. The record is from the annotation of a GenBank genome assembly.
AUGAACCAGUCAAUUGCUGUUUUAUUCAAGUCCCGUCUAUUUCUUGGUAACUUGAGGAAACGUGCCUCUGACGAAGCUACCCCACCGGUGGAGAAGGAGGAUACGGCGGCAAAACCCUCGAAGUCACAGGAAGAUGCAUUUGCAGAUGUGGAAACACCAGAAGGUCUGAACUGCAUUAAAGAAGAAAGCUCUGCGGUUUCAGAUGAGGAGGUAGAGCAAUUGCAGGUGCCAAAGCAAUCCAGAGGGGGCAAGUUUCGCACAUUGAAGAACCGCAUGACAAGUCUGCCCGAUCUACACUUUAAAUCCACAUCCAGUGUCGAAAGCACUUCCGAAAGCCGAGCGGAAGAGGCGUCCAGCGAAGGGUCGAAGUCGACACGAUCGCGCGACUCCAGUAAUCACCACAACUUAAACAGAUUGAGAGAGAAAACAAAGUCUUGGUUCCAACACAAUAAUAUGGAGGACCAAGACAGUGACACACUGCUAAAAGCAGUGCCUAAGAUCAAUUCUGUUAGCGAUAACAUGGUGUGCUUUGAUUGCGAGCCUAUUAAGAAGUCAGGCAAGCGCUCCAUGGAAAAAAGGCUCAGUAUGGGAAGUAUAAGCAGAAUAAAUACAGCAUCCUCUACUGGAUCUUCUGUCAGGCACCGAUCAUACUAUGCGCGCUGGAGUCUGGUACGUUCAAACUCUGAGGUUGGUGCCAGCAAAAGGUUAUCGACGUUUUCUCAAAGCUCGCGCAAUUCAAUGGAAAGCAGCGGCGACCAGGGCUCCAUGCUUACCAUAAAUCCUGUUGUGAGGAGACGUAGUAAGACGGUUGGGGCAUUAGAUCAGGAGAAAAAACAGAAAGGGGGAAAUUAUACGCAGACAUCUCGUGUGAGGUCAAAUAGUUCGCUCAACAACCAAUACAUGACCAGUCCUGUUACGAACACAAUUCCUCCAAACACAUCCACCUCUCAACUUGCAAUUCCUUUCCCAGCCCAACCUCCAGCGUCUCCGCGUUUUUCGAACUCUAGUUCACGGAGAAGCAAUUCCAUAGUUAACGCCAUCAGCAAUUUCGUUUCAAUCAAACAGUCCAGUUUUUCAAGUAAAGGCAAUCCUCCCAAGUAUUUGUUAGCGUUAGAAUUUCUUCCAAGUCCUCCUAAACCUUUACCGGAAGACUCUUGUGAAGAAUAUCUAAUGAAACUUGGUGAUUACGGGAAAUUCAUAUCCGUCAUUUUAAGCAAAGAGGAUGAUCCUUUCAAAACCAAAUGUCUCAAUGUUUUCAUCGAAAAUUAUUUUGAAUUCCAAGAUGAGCCUUUGGAUAUCUCUCUCAGAAAGCUUCUCAUGUUUAUUGAGCUUCCGAAAGAAACACAACAAAUAGACCGUGUCCUCACCGAGUUCAGCAAGGUUUACUAUGAAACUAAUAAAGUAAACAGCAUGUGGGAGAGUUCAGAUCAAGUGUACUUUAUGACCUAUUCUCUUCUAAUGCUACACACUGAUGCAUUCAACGCAAAUAAUAAAUCUAAAAUGCUAAAGCAGGACUUUGUAAGGCUCUUACGCACAGAUUCCGAAUCAGGUGGUAAUUUGAUACCCAAGGAAUUGUUGGAGUAUUUCUACGAUAACAUAACAUCGCGGGAGUUCUCACAAGUUGAUUUGCCCUUGAAUGUCUUUGGAAGCGAAGAAGCUACAUUUGAUGAAGGGGACAAUCAGCCUGUGGACAAUCAAUUCCACACGCCAGUACCAUAUUCGCCAAAAGAUAUAAUCAAAUCUGGGAGUUUAUUUUCAAGGCCAGAUAUUUCACCAUUAAUGAUGGGAGGACGCUCAAGUAGUAAUCCACUAGUAUCAUAUAUUUCAUUGAAUGCUACUCCAAAUACCUCUUCACCAUCAUCUCUAAGUAACAUAUCCAUUAGGAAUGAUGAUAUCGAUAUUUAUUUCCACAUUGCAAACGAUUCUUUAAAAUCUGUGAUGCUCCAAGCAGAUGUCGACUAUAUCUGGGAUGACACCUUUGAAACAACGAUCUGUGAUGAGCGCUCAAAGAUCUAUAACAAGUACAUGGCUGUUAUCAAGGAAACGAAAGGUGGAUAUUUAUGCCUCGAGAAAACACAUGCUGCGGCAAUUCUACAAGGAAACUACGAUACCAUUUUCCCCGAUGACGAAGAGUCAGAUUAUGUAUACUUGAAGAUCAUACAGAUGGGGCAAUUGGAAGAGCUCUUCACGAACAGAAAAUUUUCAAUAGUGGGAAGUAUUAACAGAACAUCAUGGCGAAACUUUUUUGGUAUUUUGACGAGUUGUUGUCUCUUUGUAUUCAAUGAUGGAGAUUGGGUUGAUCCAACUAUUAUCACAGAUGCCAAAACAAAUACAUCAAACUAUAUUCUUGAUUGCAAGCCAGCUGUUGAAAUCCAUAUGAUAUUGGGGUGCAACGGGCUAUUUGCAACGGAGAGAUCAAGGAUGGGACAGCUGGUUUGUCCCGGAAGCACUCCUCAGAGCCCACACUCAAAUAUUGAUGAACCCAUAAUGUAUCUUUACAGCAACAACCAAAAAUACACCUUCAAGUGCUGUAGCGAAUACGAAGCUAAAAAUUGGAUUGAUUCCAUCAACAUCAUCGCAGCAUUUGAUGGUUGCUACGUUGACAUGGGUGCUAUAUCCCAUACGAUCUCGUCGCUGAGGAAAACCAGUGUGCAUGAAAAACUGAAGAAGCUUGAAACCAACAAAUCAAUGAAACAAGAGAAGCUUGAGUAUUUCAGCUGUUUAAUGGAUAGUGUUCGACAUACACUUCCAAUAACGUCCAAAAUCCGUUCUAAUAUGAUGGAGUAUGCAAUCCAGUUGUCUAAAAAGAUGGAAUGGCUGCUUUACGAAAUCCGCAGAAACCAGAUAUAUAUGGGGAUCAUGUUACAGCUCAAUGAUCUCUCCGAAAGUCAAAGCUCCAGUGCUCGAAGCUCUGUAGAACAAAGCUUCAUUUUCAAUGAAACACUGGAGAGGUGUGAUACAGAUUGCACAACAAAUCAUGAUCACGAUCAUGAUACAAGUUUUGAUAUGGAUGAACUUCUAAAUACCUUUUAA